Messenger RNA from Bathycoccus prasinos, 747 nucleotides. RefSeq lists its product with no specific name. The record is from RefSeq and is a predicted model, not a curated record. The transcript has a single exon. The coding region runs from base 1 to 747 and encodes 248 amino acids. Gene Ontology annotation, cellular component: Ndc80 complex. Lineage: Eukaryota; Viridiplantae; Chlorophyta; Mamiellophyceae; Mamiellales; Bathycoccaceae. Gene Ontology annotation, biological process: chromosome segregation.
AUGAGCAGUAACACGGCGAACAAUAAUCAACAAACGGGGAAUACGAUCGUAGACGUGGACCAACUCCUCCAACUGGACAGUUUAGAAAAAGAACUCAAAGAAGCCUCAGAUAUCGUCCAAGAAUGGACGACCGAACGUCUCUCCGCGAAACGAGCGCUGAAAUCACAACACGACGGGGCGAUGAAACAAAGCGAACAGUUUUACAAAAAAUUGGUCGAACGCGAGCACGAGCUCUCGAAUCAAGCGAAAGAGUUAGAGGAAGAGAAGGAAGAGCAAGAACAUAAACUGAAGCAGAUGGAAGAGGAAGCGAUGCAAGCGAGAGAGUUAGCCGCGGAUUUACCGGAACAGCUGGAGGAUUUGAGAGCGACGGUGAGCGAAGAGCGAAGGAAAACGGAGGAGGAAGCCGGCGCGGUGGAAAAGUCAGAAGGGAAGCAACUGAAGCAAGUGGACAGUUUGCGAGUCGCGAACGACAUGUACAAAGAUCGACUGGGGUUGGAAUUCAUGAAAACCGAGGACGACGACAUGAAGUUCGCGUUCACGUUGAUCGAUCGGUUCGAGAUGGACAGAGAGUUUUCGUUCACGAUUCGCGUUGAGGAAGGGUCGACUCGGUACCAGUUAAUCGAGUGCGAACCCGCGGUGAGAGAAGCUGGAGAGUACAUGAGAGAGUGCAAUCGAACGGACGAUUUGAGCAAGUUCGUGAGGAAAAUGCGCACGAGUUUCGUCCGGUUGUGUGAGAGCGGUAACUAA